Coregonus sp. 'balchen' is the source of this 332-nucleotide messenger RNA. The record is from the annotation of a GenBank genome assembly. Lineage: Eukaryota; Metazoa; Chordata; Actinopteri; Salmoniformes; Salmonidae.
AUGAGCCAGAAAGAGGGACUGAGGGCCAACUCCUCUCAGUUCACUCUGGAGGGAGAGCCCUUUCGCAUCCUGGGGGGCUCUAUCUACUACUUCCGCGUCCCCAGAGCCUACUGGGAGGACCGGCUGCUGAAGAUGAGGGCCUGUGGGGUCAACACUCUCACCACGUAGGGACACACAGAACACCUCAUGUCCUCUUAUACCACCACUCACUGCUGCUCUACUAUGGAGAGAUACUGAGAAUGACUGGUUUAUCUUUCAGAUAUGUGCCAUGGAACCUUCAUGAGCCAGAGAGGGGGGUUUUCAACUUCCAGGACCAGUUGGAUUUAAAGUAA